AUGGCAGAUACUACUGUGAAUGAGGCCACUGAGCUACCACGAAUGCAACCAACAGUCUCGCCCAAUCCGCUACAGCUUCAGCCAGGGUCCGAACAGGAAAUCACACUGGCGGAAAACAAUGUAGAGGCGGACACAAACGAUGGCGCGUCGUCACAGGGGGACGAUACCUGGGACGAAGGUUUCGACAGCAGGAGCGUAGGCAAUCACUCGGCCUCGACCUCACUGUCAAACAGCGUACGCGACUAUAUCUUCGAGAAUACACGGCGGUAUCACAAAUACAUGGAGGGGAGGUACUUGAUGCCCAACGACGAGCCGGAGCAGGAACGUGAAGAUAUGAAACAUGCCAUGUGCGUCAACGUCAUGGACGGGAAGCUCCAUUGUUCACCGCUGGAUGGCCCACAUAAGAUUAUUGACAUCGGAACGGGGACGGGGAUAUGGGCGAUCGAUAUGGGCGACGAGUUCCCUGAGGCUGAGGUCGUCGGCAUCGACCUCAGUCCUAUUCAGCCAACCUGGAUCCCUCCCAACGUCCGCUUCAUCGUUGACGAUGCAGAGGCCGAAUGGGUUUGGCCUGAAAACUCGGUUGACUUUGUCCACGCACGACACAUGUGCAUGGCCAUCAAGAACUGGCCGCGUCUGCUAUCGCAAACAUACAAUUCUCUGAAGCCUGGAGGCUGGGUUGAGCUGCAGGAGCUACGGUUCCACCUCCAGUGCGACGAUGGAACGAUGCCGGGGCCAGACCAGUAUGGGUACGGCCGGUUUGUCGAUCUGUGCAUGGCCGGUUUUCGAAGCUUCGGCAUUGAUCCACUGGCGAUGGAGAGAAACCGAGAAAUGCUCCGCGCGAGCGGCUUUGAGAAUGUUGUGGAGAAGGUGUGGAAGGUGCCCAUCGGAACAUGGCCACGGGAUCAGAAGCUCAAGACGAUUGGGCUAUACAACCGGAGUAUGCUUAUCGACGCGUUACAGGCUGUCAGUAUGGCACCGUUGACGAGGGGAUUAAAAUGGAGUCCGGCUGAGGUGGAAAUAUUCCUGAUUGAUGUGCGCAAGAGUUUACUGAACUCUUCGAUACACUCUUAUCUGACCUUUCAUGUCGUUUAUGGGCAAAAGCCGGUUGGUGCCUAG
Messenger RNA from Colletotrichum spaethianum, 1116 nucleotides. Its product is annotated as secondary metabolism regulator LAE1. The record is from RefSeq and is a predicted model, not a curated record. Gene Ontology annotation, molecular function: methyltransferase activity. The transcript has 2 exons. Lineage: Eukaryota; Fungi; Ascomycota; Sordariomycetes; Glomerellales; Glomerellaceae. The coding region runs from base 1 to 1116 and encodes 371 amino acids.